This is a messenger RNA of Lolium rigidum, 2577 nucleotides long. RefSeq names its product G-type lectin S-receptor-like serine/threonine-protein kinase SD1-13. The transcript is spliced from 7 exons. The coding region runs from base 16 to 2481 and encodes 821 amino acids. Gene Ontology annotation, molecular function: ATP binding; protein serine/threonine kinase activity. The record is from RefSeq and is a predicted model, not a curated record. Lineage: Eukaryota; Viridiplantae; Streptophyta; Magnoliopsida; Poales; Poaceae. Gene Ontology annotation, biological process: recognition of pollen; protein phosphorylation.
GUCUUGGCUGUAAGCAUGCCUCUCUUCAUCAUUAUUUUGUUCUUGAUUUCUUGGCCCUUCAGCUCUGUGCGUCUCUGCGCGCCUGUCAGUGUGCUUAUCCCGGGCAUGAGACUCACUCCUGGCAAAACUCUCACCUCCGACCAAGGUUCGUUCUCCUUUGGCUUCUUUUCCCCCUCAAAUUCAACUCAAAAUACGUAUGUUGGCAUAUGGUUCAACGACAUCCCAUUGCACACCAUCGUCUGGGUUGCCAACCGCGAUAACCCGGUCAGAAAUGCUUCAUCUGCGAUGCUUGGUAUGACCGACAACUCCAGCCUUGUGUUAUCUGAAAGCAAUGGCCAGCACAUACUCUGGAUGGCAAACACGGUCACUAGCAACAACUCGUCGGUUAAACUUCUCAACAACGGAAACCUUGUAGUCCUAUCGUCAAAUGGUUCGAUGUUAUGGCAGAGCUUUGAAAACCCAAGCGACAGCGUCCUUGCUGGCAUGCCUAGGCGGACAACCCACAAGACCCACCCACCAUGGCGGAUCAUCUCUUGGAGGGGGCCUGAAGAUCCAUCAAAAGGCCGGUUCUCUGCUGGAAAUGACCUUAACACUCCCCUACAGUUUUUUGUCUGGGAUGGGUCAGUGCCAUACUGGCGUGCUCCGGUAGGGACCGGUUAUGUAUCCUCCAACAUGGGCCUCCAGACCAUUAGUUCGCUCAUGUAUUUGACGGUUUACAGGGGCAGUGAUGGCGAGUCCUAUGCAACAUUUGGACUAUCAGAUGGCUCCUCCAGGAUAUUGUACACGAUUGACUACACCGGGAAGGCCAUGUUAUUGAGAUGGAAUACCAGCUUGACAAAUUGGACCCCCAUCCCAUCAAUGCCCUGGCCAGCCUACCAGUGCAAUUUCUACGGAUAUUGCGGUGCAUACGGCUACUGCGACAACACAGAGGCAAUUCCCGCAUGCAAGUGCCUUGAUGGUUUUGACCCCAGUGACAAAACAGAGUGGGUUACAGGAAAUUUUUCUCAAGGUUGCCGGCGGAAGGAUGCACUACAGUGUGGUGGAGGAGACGGUUUCUUGACCUUGCCGGUAAUGAAGGUGCCAGACAAAUUUCUACGCCUGUGGAACAAAAGCUUUGCUGACUGCGCAAUGGAAUGCAGCAGAAAUUGCUCAUGUCUAGCGUAUGCUUAUGCUAAUCUAAGCACCAGUGACAUUGAUGGGGAUGCAACAAGGUGCCUGAUUUGGACUGGGGAGCUGAUUGAUGUGGAGAAGGGUGGCGACAUCGGUACGGAGAACCUGUAUCUCCGGCUUGCAGGCUUGUCAAGUAAAGAGCGAAAGAGCAUCAUAGUAAAAGUUGUACCAGCAAGUCUAUUGCUGAUUCUUUUAUUGGUAUGCCUUGUAUGGUUCCUCAGGUUUAAAGGCAAACAUGACAAGCAAGGAUGUCCAAACAGAUGGAUAGUGGAGGAUCUGAGUAUCACUGAUGGACUCGGAGAGGAAACUUGUGAUGUUCCAUUUAUUAGCUUUGAGGAAAUAGUGGUUGCAACAAAUAACUUUUCUAUGUCCAACUUACUUGGACAAGGUGGCUUUGGCAAAGUUUACAAGGGGCUCUUUCAUGGAGACAAGGAAGUUGCUGUUAAAAGGCUUAGUAGAGGUUCCGGACAGGGGGCGAUAGAGUUCAGGAAUGAAGUAGUCGUAAUUGCUAAAUUGCAACAUAAAAACCUUGUACGGCUUAUUUGUUAUUGUGUGCAGGGCGAUGAAAAGCUACUUAUUUAUGAGUAUCUGCCAAACAAAAGCCUGGACACCUUCCUUUUCAAUUCGGAAAAAAAGCUAAUGCUUGAUUGGACGACACGAUUCAAUAUAAUAAAAGGAGUGGCUAGGGGACUACUCUAUCUCCAUCAAGAUUCAAGAUUGAUGAUAAUUCACAGGGAUCUCAAAACAAGCAACAUUUUGCUAGAUGGAGAUAUGAAUCCCAAGAUAUCUGAUUUUGGCAUGGCAAAAAUCUUUUGUGGAGAUGAGCAACAAGCGAAUACUAACCGAGUUGUGGGAACAUACGGUUAUAUGUCUCCGGAAUAUGCGAUGGAAGGCCUCUUUUCUGUUAAGUCUGAUGUCUACAGCUUUGGAGUAUUGCUCUUGGAAACUGUAAGUGGUCUAAGGAUUAUCUCAAGCCAGAACAUCAAGGAGUUCCCCAACCUUAUAAUAUAUGCAUGGAAUCUAUGGAGAGAAGGGCUAGCAAAUGAUCUGGUGGAUCCAUCUAUCUCAGAGAGCUGCUCGACUGCAGAGGUUUUAUGUUGCAUCCAUGUUGGGCUCCUGUGUGUUCAGGAUGAUCCGGAUGCUAGACCACCCAUGGCAACCGUUGUGUCUGUCUUGGAGAGUAGAAGCACACAAAUUGCGACACCUGAUAAGCCACUGUAUUUAUCCCAAAGAAAUAAGGUGCCAAAGAAAAAAGACUACGUUCAGGACUCUGUAGAUAUGGGGACUCUUACAGUGAUAGAGGGGCGCUAGGGUCUUUUAAGUUUUUAUUCAAAUUUCGGCCGUGACUUGCUUCUCAAGUGUGCCAAACAAAUAGCUAAAGGGUUGAGCUGCCAGUGCAAUCACACA